CCAUCUGUUUACUAUUUGAUAACGCAGCAUGUGAAAAUCCUUGUCGGACACAUGUCGAGGAUAUUCUUUUGUUUAUUUAUGCAGUCCUUCAAGUUCAGAAAGCUAUAAAAGUAUUAAGAUUGCAUGGAAAAGCAGCGUUCUUUGGUAUUUGCAAUAUGCAUACAUCGAUGAGUCGAGUUCACCAGACCUCGAAUAUUUUCCCGCUGCGAUGUUACGCAUCAACGAAAAAUUCAAUAUCUCCGGAUUAUCAACAUUCCAGAGUGUUGACACCUCUGUCAGAGUGCUCUGCUUUACCAUUACUAUAACAUUACCGUCUCUUUCUCGAGCACGAGAUUCCUCAUAAUCCUCUUUCAGUUUUUCAUUUUCGAAUACCGCGUAGUGUCAAAUAAGAAUUACACGAAUAGGUUUACAUUCCCAGUGGUUUUUAGUGUUCGGAGAUGUGAGUGUGAUUAAUCUGUGAACAAUUUUUUGCAUCCUUCUCGUUCACCCUUUUUAUAAGAAUUGAGAUGUAGUGCUUUUAAAUAUUCCGGAAAAAUUCAAAUUGGAGGUACUUGGAAAAUUAUUUUAAAGAGUGAACUCAAUAUAACACAGGAGGCAUAAAUGAGAGAGUAGAAAAAUGAGUUCUUUGCAACAAGGUAGCAGAUUCUUGCCUUUUUCAAAUAACAAUAUACAAAGGAAACAAUUAUCAAUGCAAGGUGGUCUUCCACAAAGCUUAAGCGGUAGUGAAACCGAUGUUUCAACAUCCAAUGAAAACUUAACCAAUGAAGAUCGCUAUGUAAUAAGGCAUACAGCUCGUCAAGAACCUCAAGGUCAAGAGAAUCAGCAGCAAAGUCCAUCCAGGUCUUCCAGUCACAAAGAAAAUAUACCAAAUAUACAAGGUAAUCUGCUCAAUAGAAACAGUUUGAAGGACAGUUUGAAUGGAUCGAACAGAAACAGUUUGAAAGAGAAUUUGAAUGGUUCCAAUCGAAAUAGCCUUAAAGACAGCAUCAAUGGUUCUAAUAGAAAUAGUUUGAAGGAUAAUUUAAGUAACCGUACUAGUGUUGGCUCAAAUAGGAGUAGUUUGGAUGUGUCUACAAGUUCAUAUAAUACACUCAUCAUACAUAACGCUAAUGAUGACAAUUCAUGGGUACCAUCUGGAAGGUUAUCAGGUGUAGUAAGAGAGCACGGUGAUAUGGGUUACUUGUAUUGUGACGGUGGUGGAAAAGGACAUUCUAACAGUCCUACUAUGCAGUCCUUAUCAAAUUUAUCGCAUGAAGAUCAUGUUUAUGAGCAACCUACUAAUGGAGGGUGUCAAGAAAUUACAGACAUACCAGAUGAUUAUUUGAGUCAAUCACAGGUUUUAAAACAUCUUGCGAAAGAAGUGAAAGUACCAUCAUAUAGUAAACUUGCAAAUAAUGGUGGAAAUAUAGACAUGAGAAUGAGAGAAGGUGAUAGAGGAAAACAAAACGACAGUGAAUCUGAAGACAGACCACCACCUUCAUACAUGUCUGUUCUGUUACCAUUGAAAAACAAAUCCAGACUUGUUGGACCAAUAGAAAAGUUAACAUUAUCAAGAUCACAGCCUGAUUUGUCUAGAAUUGGCAAACCAGAUAUUGACAACUAUAACUUACGAGCUACUUCUCCACGACCUCAAACAAAAGGGAGGGAAGAGACAGAAUCUGCGACUGGUGAAAUCUGGCCUCCAUCGGAAAUGAUUCAGAUUGUAAUCCAAGAAAACAGUGCCUUAAAAUUAGAAUUAGAACGAUGUUAUAAUAAGGUCGCCAAAUCUCAAAAAUUGGAACAAGAAAUUGCGAAAGUGCAUAGAGUGCAUGAGGAAUUAGCAGCAUCCUGCGAACGAAGAGAAAAACUGGAACGCGCUGCUAGAUUGAGGCUACAAAAUGAUUGCAGACGAUUAACCGAAUUAAACCGCGCACUGAGAGAUCAGAUAGAUUUACUAUCUGCACGCACCGAUAGCCCGCCUAUUGUGGAAUCUAUGAGGAAAGAAUUAACUCAACGUGAAUUACUAAUUGCACAAUUGAUUACGCAAAAUAAAGAAUUAGCUGCAGCGAAAGAAAGACAAGAAAUUGAAUUGGCUGCGCAACGAGCAACGUUACAAGAGCAACGUACACACAUAGAUAUUUUAGACACGGCCCUUACUAAUGCUCAAGGCAACGUCGUGCGUCUUGAAGAAGAAUGUCGGAAAAAACAAGUGUACGUAGAGAGAGUAGGCCAACUUCAACGAGCUCUGUCUUCUCUUCAAGCGUCCAGUGACAGAAGAGAAGAAACAGAAAGACAGUUAAGAGGUCAAUUAGAACGGGAAUUAAGAGAAGGCGGCGGUGGUGGUGCUAAUGGUACCGAACAAUCCUCCAAUGGGGAAACGAUUGCAGAAUUAAAACGACGAAUACGCGAAAGAGACGAAAAAAUCAUGUCACUAGAGGGUGACGUUGCGAAAUGGGAACAACGUUAUCUCGAAGAAAGUGCACUAAGGCAAGCCGCGAUUGAUGCGGCUAGUCUCCCGAAGGACGCUAAAAUAGCUGCGUUAGAGAAAACGAGUCAAGAUGCAGAGAAGUUAAUUGCUGAAGCUCGUUCCGAAAAAAUGAGACAUAUGGAUGAAGUACAUGCCGCACAAAAGAAAUUAGCUGAUCUUGAAUCUAGAAUGAAAGAUCUAGAAUCGAAAUUGGCUGAAAGAGAUGCAAUGAUUAGAGUCCUCCAGAAACACACAUAUGAUAAGGAUAGUAGUAGCAGUAGUGGCGUUGGCAGCUAUCCUGCUGCUCAUUCGUCGCAUUCAAGCACAUCGGCAGAUCAUCACACUGCGCUUACAAGCACGCCAGAACUUGUGAGUAGCGUAUUGGGUGGAGGCAGUGGUUAUGGAAGUACUGGUUCUUACGGUGUUACGGACAGUUAUAAAUACAGGAAGCAAGGCAGUUUCGAGCAAACAAAUAAAAGUCUUGAUGAUCAGUUAAAAGAGCUAGAUUCCCAGCUGCUUAGCAAGCGGGCACUUUGCUGUUUUCCAGGAUUCUCUAAUCCAGGCACUGCGUCGCGAAAAGGAAAAAUACCCAAGCCAUUAUUGGCGGGUGUAGAUAGCACAGGUACUUCGAGCACAGCCUCAAGCAAGAGCCGUCUGUUGGACGAUUCGGGGGGCGAGGUCUCGCCGGGUAUAAUGGAAUUCGCGAGUGCAGCCUCGAGGCUGAAAGGCACUGUGUCGAGAUUAUCGGAUGGCAAGCCCGAGGACAUGAUGCUGCUGGAGAAACAGGGUCGGAGCUCUCAAAGGCAGAGGAUGCAGGAGGGUGAGCCGCGUCGCGCCGGCAGCCUCCCGCCCAGCUCGUUGCCGCGACCGCCGAAAGCGUUGAAGUCUACCAACUCCCGUUACUGCCGAUUGAGCGAUACGGAGACACGCAAGAAGUCGGAUCCGGGCCCGGCUCUGGACGCGUCCGCCAACAUGAAGGUGCGCGACGCGGCCAACUGCACCAUCGAGUACGGCAGAUUCGACACGAAAGCGCAGCGCAGGAAGAAGUCGUUCGGCGCGGAGCCGCUGGUCGCGAACAGCACGCCGAAGAAGCCCUCCUCUUCGGUCGGUCACGAGUACGAGCGCCUUCAGGGCGAGAAUCUCCGCAAGAAACAACCCUCCGUGAACGCGGAGGUGAAGCACAGAGAGACGCAGAGCCGCUCGCUGAUACCACCGCCGUCUCGUCGCAUCGGGGAGUACGGUCGCCUCAGCGAAGGGACAUUGAGGAAACAGACCGGUUCGAGGGGCCAGAGCACCGGCAGCACAGUGAGCAGCAAAAGCGGAGGGCGCGACUCCGGCGGCACAGCCAGCAGCGAGGCCUCCACGUCGUCGCUACCGCCAUCCAAGGCGAGAUCAAUACCGCGCCCCAACAAUUAUCGCAUUCAAUUUUGAUUCGUGGGAGUCGGGACCGAUCCACGCUGCUCUUCGAAAACGGAAGCUAUUUGACGGAGAAUGUAUCGGCUUCUCGUUGAUUUUAUCUGUUGAUAGGUUGGAGUUGAAUCAGUUUUUCACGGGCUACGCGCCACGUCUGUUUCAAUGGGUUUUGUAAGUCUGUCCUGGGUCACUGGUGACCUGGAAUCUUGUACGUUAGGAAUGUUUGUAACGUAUCACAUGGUCGUGCCGUGAAUUGUUUUUUCAAAAGAAAUGGGGAGCCAUUUAACUUAAGAAUUAAGCGAAAGUUUUGGGUAGAUUUUAUGGGAACUUUGUUCUUGGUCACCGGUGAUCCACGCGGCAUGAAAUUGCGUAGAUGGUACCACUCUUGUAUGGAAUUCUGUUUCCGAUUAACAUUCGCUGGGGAUUUCAAAGAAGAACGACGAGACCGAUCUAGCUGAGUAAUAAAGCGAGCACUAAACAGCGUUUAAAGUGAGAUGGUAUAUUGGAAAUCGAUGUCGAUUGCUAAAUCAAAAGCGAGACCAGCUUUUCGAGCACCUUUUGCUUCGUUCUUCUGUAGUUCGAUUGCAUAGAGUCCUAAACAUGCGUAUAUGCGUGAGCAAUACGUAAACAGCCAUAAUAAUGAAGCGCUAGUUCCCUUCGCCACUGUUAAGCGGGCGAGGGAAAUCGCACGAUAUAGCGCAGUCGUUGGUAUAUUGUUGCGUAGCGAUAGUGCAUGACCUAGUCAUUACCAAAGUAACUUCUAUUAUGAAAUGGAAUUGAUUUCCUCUCAUUUUCGUAUACACCGUGCCUAUGUCUCGGAACACUGUGGCCUUAUCAAAUGUGUAUUCAUUACAAAAAAAAAUCGUGUGCCUUGUAAGACUGCGUAAAUGCUCGGUAUAACUAUAGUCUAAGGGAGUACGUUCAGGAACUUUUUGAAUUAGGGGGACGAGUGUAUUCGGAGGUUAUAGUCGGAUCAAAGUCAAAUGGUCGGUCAGGGCUAUAGAAAUCUUACCACGUCUUCUCAUUAAUUUAGCUCUUAAUUUUUCUACACUUUUAGCAAGUCUUCUGGAAUGUUCGAAAAGGGAAUCGAUCGGCGUUCUCACGUUUGAUAAUUAGACGGACAUGAAGAAUCCAUGUUCCUAUAAAUAAGCGGUCGAAAAAGUUCGUUAAAAACUUUUAAUGCUCUGGAAUCUCAUAAGUUUUAAUUGAAUUAUUUUUAUUCGACGUCUUUCGUGACGGUUCAUUUUUAACUACGAAUUAAUGCUUUUAAAAGGUAGAAGAUCUGCGUGUUCCAUCGAUGCAAAAAGUAAAGCCACACUCGAAGUGGUUGGAUCGGUGUAAGUGAUCCUGAGUAGCCAAUUGAGUUUGCUCCGACCGCAGAUUAUUUUUCGAACUGUAUUUGCUCUUCCGCCGAGAAUAUCGCAUUUUUUUUUGUGCGUGCCUUAUGAAAGCAUUUUCUACUGAGUAUCUUUGAGUCCGUUUCCUGUCGGAAACGCUGCAAAGAUACGAAGCGAUCGGUUCCGCUUUUCCCUUGGAAAAGCGGAACUCUACCAUUCGGAGAAUAUGAAACCGGCGUCCGGUUGCGCAGCGAGGGAUUUAAAAUAGGUUCUAUAUUUUCUGUAAUCAUAACUUUUUUUU
Nomia melanderi (Alkali bee) is the source of this 5497-nucleotide messenger RNA. RefSeq lists its product as uncharacterized. Gene Ontology annotation, biological process: actin cytoskeleton organization; regulation of cell migration. Gene Ontology annotation, cellular component: plasma membrane; cytoplasmic vesicle; bicellular tight junction. The record is from RefSeq and is a predicted model, not a curated record. Lineage: Eukaryota; Metazoa; Arthropoda; Insecta; Hymenoptera; Halictidae.